AUGUCUUCGACACCUACGCAAGCUACAGCGCCGGGUCAAAAGAAUGGUGCUCGAAUAUCGAAUCCUAAGCGUCUCUUAAUACUCACGCCACAUACUCACUCUGAAAAUACCGUCCCGCCGUUCUUGCACCGCCUGACUGGCACACCAAUUUCCCCACACCUACCUACCGAGCCGCCCUCAAAAGAUGAUGGAAGUCCAGAAUCCCAGAACCAACCAGCAGGUACAUUCGCCGGCUACACCACCCACGCACCGUUACAACUGAGCACCAAAUACUACACAGCGGAUAUCCCAAUAUGGGUCGAUGAAAUCCCCAUGGCGGCGUCUGCACUGCCACUAUCGUCAAACUCACAGCCUAAAGCAGAACAAGAACAUACCACACCCUCCGCAUGGUCUACUACCUUCCUCGCGCCGCAGGCUGCAGAGGUCCGCUCCGCAAUCGGCGCAAUGCUCAUCCUGCUACAGAAGCCGGUCACGGUGAGCCCAGCGAUUCCGGCUGGAGAAGCAAUAGAGGAAAGGGGGCGGGUAUGCGAGGCUGCAGCUGCCUUGAAGACGGUGAUUGAGGAAGAGAGAGGCGAAGGCGGGACGGGCGAAGUGCCGGCGCUGUUAGUUCUUGUGGGUAGUGGGGAUAAAGAAGUGAGGAAAAUACUGGGUGAGGAUUUUGAGGGUGGAUAUGGCGGAGCAGGAGAGGAGAUGGGAUUGGGAGAAGGAGAUGAGUAUGGGGUGAGAUGGUGGGAUGAGGAGUUGGCUGCGAUGGGAAUAUAUGAUUUUGAAGUUGUGGGCUGGGACCUUGCUGUGGCCGAGGCGGAACAAGAGAAGAGGAGGAACGAAUUUGGAGAGCUGGAAGGGAUGCCGCGGAUACGGGAGGUUCUUGAGGCCAACGAAUGGACAAUGUUUGCGAGCCACGAAGAUCUAGCUAAUCCCGCAUCCGGUUCCUUGGACGAUUUUGCCGAGGAAGGAUUGGAUAUCGAAGUUGGCGAAUUGGAGCGGGAAAUGUUUGGGCUACGCAUGGCCAUUGAAAAGGGUGAAGGUGAUGGCACGGAAGGAGAGGAGGAUGAUUUUGACGAAGAUGACCUUGCGGUUGAGCAGUUGGAGGGGCUCAUGUUGAGAGUGCAAGCUAUUAGAGACAUGGGAGCCGAUCUUCCAGAGUCUGAAAGGAAAAGAUUCGCAUCCAAAGCAAUAAGGGAUAUCAUGAAAGACCUAUAA
Molecule: messenger RNA, 1203 nt
Organism: Uncinocarpus reesii 1704
Lineage: Eukaryota; Fungi; Ascomycota; Eurotiomycetes; Onygenales; Onygenaceae
Exons: 5
Coding region: 1-1203 (400 amino acids)
Biological process (GO): vesicle-mediated transport
Molecular function (GO): protein-macromolecule adaptor activity
Source: RefSeq, a predicted model, not a curated record